Molecule: messenger RNA, 1323 nt
Organism: Macrobrachium nipponense
Lineage: Eukaryota; Metazoa; Arthropoda; Malacostraca; Decapoda; Palaemonidae
Product: IQ and ubiquitin-like domain-containing protein
Biological process (GO): cilium assembly
Cellular component (GO): acrosomal vesicle; motile cilium
Molecular function (GO): protein binding
Source: RefSeq, a predicted model, not a curated record
AUGGUUCUUUCGCCCGACGCCAUCAUCAUUACGCCAAUGGAAUAUUCAUCAAGCUUCAGAUAUGACCUUAACAGGAUUUUGCUCUUGCAAAGGCUGGCGCGGGGGUGGUUAGCUCGUCGUCGGGUCAAACAAUUAAGGAGGUUUACUGAGCACAGUACUAGUCAACAACAAAAGGGGUGGCGGGGGAGUGUUCCAAUGGCGGAACUAUAUUCCCGACUGGAGAACUGGAGGAAAAAGCAAGUUUCUCAGAUCAACGCCACUCUGUCAGGGAAAGCACGCCGGAGAGCUUUGGUCGCUCUCUUGGAUAAAGAGACGGAGCUCAGAUCUCUGGAAGCUCACAGAUCACUACAAUCAGCCAGAAGAAGAAAUGCUGCCAUUACUCGCUUCUUGGAAGAGGUGUCUCGGGCACAAGUUUGGGAGGUUGGCGGCGAGACAAGGGGAGAAGUUGAAGUGGAGACACCAGAGACACGCCCAGUCAGAGACCUGGCGGCUUUAGCAACGGCACUUCAACAGGAUGCAACUGUUCAAGUGAGACUGAACCAACUCAAGGCACUUGCGGCAACGGUAGAACAUUUCCAUCCUACGCGUGGUGAUGCUAUGGGAAGCAGACGUACUGGACAGGAAUUGUUUAACCUGGCUCGUAGAGGAACUCAUCUCCUGGUCAGAGGGACGACGGAAGCACGACUGAAAGGACUACGGAAACGACUGCAUACAUUAAUCAUCAACUACCUCCAUCAAGUUCAGGGUCGGGAAAUAUCUUCCAUCGUGGCUCCACGAACUAUAAGAGCUGCCGGAGGAAAAGCCGUCCUGGCACACGGUCGAGAGUGAAAGUACUCUGUACUUAUCAGGAAAUGCGGUUCGAAAUCACACCUUACAUGUUAGAAGCUCUAUAUUGACCGGGAUUGAAUAUGAAAUACCACGAAUUAGAAGAGCGUAUAUUUCACAGAGUUUCAAAAGAUCAUAUCACCUCUUCAGUGUUGAAAACACUGAAAAUGAGACGUAAAAUCUCAAAGUCUCUGUUCAAUACACUCUCGACUUUGCGUUUAUGUUUUUAAUAUUUGCGCAUUAAACAUAAUUUUGUAGUCAAAUCCUGUAAAUCUCAAAAACUUGUUUUUUUAGGUUGUAUUGUAAAAGAAAACAAGAAAAAAUAUACAAAUUAAAUACCAACUUUAGAUUUAUGGAAAACUAACAAUUACAGAAGAAUUUUUUAAUAUUAAUAAGAAACACAUAUAAAAGCUACAAAAUUAUCAUCUAAAGAGAGUUAGUUGUUUGCACUACCAGGAUAAACUAAUUCAUAACAAUACUUCAUGAUUAUAUGAUUUA